Molecule: messenger RNA, 450 nt
Organism: Cladocopium goreaui
Lineage: Eukaryota; Dinophyceae; Suessiales; Symbiodiniaceae
Source: the annotation of a GenBank genome assembly
UCACACUCCAUUGUCCAUGGCGCCUCCGUGGCAGAACGGGUGGCUUUUGCCACAAGGGAUGACAGAGCUCGUGGCGCCACAUGGGAAGUUUGGUUUUUUUUCCACUCUGGGACUCAGCCCUGCAGGGCUCAGUGCUGCAGCUUCGCAGACCUUAGCGGAUUUGAGCGACAUCCUCAAGUGCGAUGGAGGUUGCACCAUGGAAGACUGGCAACACUUUGCCGCCAGUGGUGUCUUCCAGGGCCAGUGGAGAUCGUGGCUGAGACCGCUGACCGAUGCCGAUGGAAAUUGCUGGGAGGUGCCUCCUGUUGAGCUGGAAGCGGUACGCUUGCGUUUCGGCUCUGGCUCUUGCAGCGCCCUUCCACUAGCACAGCUUUCCGUGGCUUCCGAAGCAUCUUUGUGGUUGCUGUGCAGACCAUUGGCCUUGCUGUUUGGCCUGGCGCUCUUGGAGGA